AUUCUCAGUGCAAAACACUUCUUAGCAACUCCGUGAAAUUUCUUCCGCGACGUCAUGUCAUUCGAAAUCGUAAAAAUCGUGCAAGAGCAUUUAGAGAAGAACGAACUUCUCGCUGCGACGGAAUUAAUUAAAGCGCAAACGAGUGAAUCGUUGCAUCUGGUAUGCUCGGAGCUCGUCAACAUCGCCGCUGAGCACUUAACCCGUGACAAUUACGCGAAAAAUGUUGAAAAAUAUCUCGCUUGUGAGAAUCUCCUGCGUUUAAUUGCGGCCCAAGCUGUGAAGGAAGAUGCGCUUUUCGAGUUGUUGGAAGUUUUGGAAGGCGUCGAUCACGAUGAAAAGUUCACGAGUGUCUUAAAGGCGCUUCAAACUGUCUUGCUGCGGAUGGAUCAUAACAAAUCACAGGCAAUCGCAUGGGUUCUUGACUCGGUAGUGCAAUACCUUGAACGAGAGAUAAAAAUGCCGGAUAUGCUAAAAGGACAAGUUGGAGCUGAAAUGGAAAAAUUAAUUGAAAAUGAUCCGACAGUCGAACGCUUGCUGCAACUGUAUUUGACAAUAUUUUUGUUCUUGGAACCUGUCCAACGAUGCUUGCUGACACAAACACACGACGCUACACAAAUAUUUUUCAACCAAGACUUCAACAGCAGGAAUGUCAUGACGACAUUUUUGUUGAAACUGAUGGAAGGCACGUUCGCUCAUCUGAACUUUGACCUCGGGGCGAAGGGUUUUAAGUCUUAUAGUCGACAACGAGCUGAAAAUUUGAUGGAAUUACUCGGAAAAAUUUAUCCAAAUAUUUUUAAACUGUUCGAAGUCAUGGAUGAUCGACAUUUCGUCAAAAAUUUACCUCAAAAACCGAGCAACAAAACGGAUUUCAAGAACAUUUUCUAUUCGGAGGAACGAUUUACAGAACUUUCCGUCGCUAUGGCGUUCUAUUUAACCUUCGUCGAGAAAAUUUUUCUGCCAUUACCUCAAAUCUACCGCAACGAAUACAAAAUUGACAAAGGCCUCUUGUUAGUAAAUCACUUUUUGAACACUACUUUUCCUCAAUUACAGAAGAAAGGCAUCGCCUUGGGGCUGGAAUUGGUAAAUUUAGCCUCAGAUUCAAGUCUGAAAGAUGGCGAUAUCGACUCAGAUACAAGAAAUGCAUUUUUCGACUUGUUAACAAAAGUCGUAGUCUUCUCAUCGGACGAGCAAAAUCGCAAAAACGGCAUGAAACUCUUCGAUUUGUACGUUUCCAAGCACAUUUUGACUGAAAAAUACAAAAUUAUCGAUCAUUUGUUCAACACGACAUCGCAUUCGGGGCUUCUUUCGCAUACAACGAUGAUUUACAAAGGCAUCGUCCUUCAACUUUUGAACUCGGGAGACUUAAGUAACUUCAGUUCUGCCAAAUUUUGUAACAUUUUGAAGACUUACGUGUGUCGCUUGAAAGACGGAGAGAAAACCGACUUGAUGGAAAGUCACGAACUGCUGAUGACGGCUUUGAAUCUCUUGAUUUUCCUCAUGAUGCGUGACAAGGACAACUGUACGGGCAUUUUUAACGUCAUUGAUGAGCUGCAAAAGAGUUUUCUCGAGCCUUUGGAGAAAGCGCUUCAACUUUCGCGGGCACAUUAUGCGAACGAAACUAAUUUGGUUGAGAAGGGAGAAGAGCAAAAGGCAGAAAAAAUGGAAAUUGACAUCCAAAAUGAUGCGGAAGACACUCAACUUGAGAUCACGAAGGAGAAAAAGUUGGAAAUUUUGACUUAUGCGACGAAUAUGUUCGAUAUCAUGAGUCGUUUGCUUGCUCGGGUUCAAGAAUGUGUCGAUCUGAAGAACAAAAAAUAAGUUUUUUUCAAUAAAAAUUUUUUUAAAAUUAAUUU
Culicoides brevitarsis is the source of this 1853-nucleotide messenger RNA. Its product is annotated as glomulin. Gene Ontology annotation, cellular component: cytoplasm. Lineage: Eukaryota; Metazoa; Arthropoda; Insecta; Diptera; Ceratopogonidae. The record is from RefSeq and is a predicted model, not a curated record. The coding region runs from base 55 to 1818 and encodes 587 amino acids. Gene Ontology annotation, molecular function: ubiquitin-protein transferase inhibitor activity. The transcript has a single exon.